Molecule: messenger RNA, 2061 nt
Organism: Leptosomus discolor (cuckoo roller)
Lineage: Eukaryota; Metazoa; Chordata; Aves; Leptosomiformes; Leptosomidae
Gene: PP2D1
Product: protein phosphatase 2C like domain containing 1
Biological process (GO): protein dephosphorylation
Molecular function (GO): protein serine/threonine phosphatase activity
Source: RefSeq, a predicted model, not a curated record
AUGACAUGGGAGGAAAAGUCACAAGACAAAACAAGCCCACCUGAUUUUGAACAUUCCAGAGGUGAAGAUGAGCUGGAGGAGGUCACAAUUGCACCCGAGAAUGAUGAUUCCAAGCACAUCUCAAUUUUUUGCUCUGCACGUCAACAAAUAAUACAUCUGUACCACCUUCGUUAUCAAAAAACCCACAAAGCCCGAACUUUGCUGGGCUUUGAUAGCCCACAAACGAAGACUGACAAGAAAACACUUUUAGCUCAGAGACAGAAACUAAUUUCAAAACUGACCAAGAUUCCUAAAUAUUCUGAGACACAUAGGCAGAAGAUUGAUUAUUCAUUUGAAUUCCUUAUGGAUGAUCACACUCCUGCAUCAUAUCACAAACUUGCCAAUAUUAACAAUCCUAGUACUUUUAAGAAAGUAAAUAAUUCUUUAAUAAAAGCAUUAUCAAUUUGCCAAGAUAAAAAUUCCACAUGGCACGGAGACAUGGAAGACAGAUUUAUUGUGCUUGACAACUACGGAAACAGGUCAGAUACGUGUUUUCUGGGGCUACUUGAUGGCUCCCAUGGUGUGACAGCUGCAGAAACAGUUGCAGCAGAGCUUCCACUUUUAUUUCUUGACCAGCUUGCUCAAAUGGAUUCCUCCUACAGAAAGAGUAAGGAUGAACAGCAAAUUCUAGAUUCUUUUGCCACAGUAAUCAAGGCAGAUUACAGGGAAAAAGAAAAGAUUUUCUCUGAUAAACCAGGCAAUGAGGAGACCAACAAGACCAACACUUACGAAUGGAUUCACAAAGCAUAUGCCAAGUCCUUUUGGAGAAUGGACAGACUUUUACGACUGGGAAGGAAUGAGGUUUCCAAAGUUCGCUGGAGUGGCUGUUCAGCUGUUACCUGUCUGGUGGAAAGAAACCCCAGCAGAGAGACAGACAGCACCGAGGAAGAAAGAAAUCAUUUUGAAAAGAGCACGCUCAGUCCAUUAGCCGGGACAGCCACAGGUGCUGCUGGGUUACUGCACAUUGCCAAUAUAGGUAACGCACAUGCAGUCUUAUGUAAAAAUGGAAAAAGUCACUGCCUCUCAAAAGAGCACAGCACUUCUAACGCAAGCGAGAGAAAACGUGUACUUCAGAAUGGCGGAAACAUCAGCACUAACGAACCAGAUGGAUUAGUAGAGGGAUACCUACGAACUACAAGGGGUCUUGGACAUCACGGAGAUCCAGUACUGAAAAGAUCUGUUAUACCUGUACCUCAUACCAUAUCUGUCCCCAUCGAUGACACCUGUCAGUUUCUUAUCUUAGCUUCUAAUGGGCUUUGGGAGGUUUUGGAUCACAAUGAAGUACUUGCAUUAACUCUAACAAUAUUCACCGAUUAUUUAAGAAUGUAUGAACAUGUUCAACAAAAUGGAACUUCUACGUGUCAGUAUCUGAUGGCUCUCACUGAAGACAACUUAAAUGACUCAAAAGACUUUAUCUCUCAGAACAGAGAGAUAAAACAGUCCGAUUCUAGCACACAAGGUGGCUCUGAAGAACUGAAACAGGUUGAGAACAGAAAAGUUUAUCCAUGUAGCAGUUUUCAGCCACGACCACAGACUGUAGAGCAAGAAGAAACAGACACUGAUACUUUCUCUGUGACAGGUCCAAGUUGCACCCACAAACAGCUGCAAGAAAACAUACUGGCAAUAGGGUCUACAAACAUGAGACAGCCCCCAAAAGAUACAAAAGCAUACCUAUCUACUUAUGACUCAGGUCCACAACUGGCAGAAAAAAAGGACUCCAAGAUAUUUUGUGACAAACCUGCGUGCUGCACUGGUCAAGAACUGCUAAAGAGGGUAUCACCAGUGGGUUCUAAACCACAACCACAGUUUGAAGGGGACACAAAACCAUACCUGUCCGAUUGUGAACCACAAACUGCAGGAAGAGGCAGAGUCACCUCUGAGACUUUCUACGACAACGCAGCCAGCUACAUUAGUGAACAACUGGUCAAGACUGCAUUAGCUGCAGGUUCAAGAGAUAACAUUACUAUUUUGAUGGUACUUCUAAAUGGAUGUGAUAAGAUACCAAAUUACCUCAACACUUAA